Messenger RNA from Phragmites australis (common reed), 728 nucleotides. RefSeq names its product EPIDERMAL PATTERNING FACTOR-like protein 2. The record is from RefSeq and is a predicted model, not a curated record. Gene Ontology annotation, biological process: stomatal complex development; guard cell differentiation. Bases 81 to 443 code for a protein of 120 amino acids. The transcript is spliced from 2 exons. Lineage: Eukaryota; Viridiplantae; Streptophyta; Magnoliopsida; Poales; Poaceae.
CGCCUAACUUUCGCCUUUCUCCUCCUUCGUCGCCUCCCCCAUUCCUCCCCCGCUAGCCUUUUCCCGAUCUGCAUCAUCAGAUGGGCCAUCUUUUCCUGCUCCUGCUUGCUCUCCUCCUCACAUCCACGCGUGCCUCCACCGUCCAUGACAAAGCUGCCUUCACUGAGGAGAAGAGCAUUGCAGGCAUCAGAGGUGUGAUUGGAUCGAGGCCGCCGAGCUGCGAGGGGAGGUGCAGACCGUGCGGGCACUGCGAGGCGGUGCAGGUGCCCAUCUCUCCACAAGAGCUGCAGAAGAAUAAGAAGCUGGGCCAUGGCAGCAGAGCUGCUGCUUAUCACGGUGUUGCCGCUGGUGGAAGAGCAAUGCCGGCUUCCUACGACGACCACUCCAACUACAAGCCACUGAGCUGGAGAUGCAAGUGUGGGCGGCACAUCUUGGACCCUUGAUUAGAACGCACCAUCAGCGGGGAGUUGUGGAUAUAAUAGUAGUAUAGCAUCUAUUGGAGUUUGUUGGUGAUUUGUUUUUCACUCUCAUAUGAGGUGACAUCCUUUUGCGGUUGAAUCUGGUGAUCAGUGAUCACUGGAGAACUUAUGUGCCCUCUAGUUUGUAAUGACUAGUAGGUAGGUUCUACUUCCUGUUCUUGAUCCAAGAUUUGGAGGAUUGAUGUAUGUUUAGUUGGUUUAAUUCAAGUAUAGUCCAAAUGUGUUGCCAACUCGCCAUGCUGGCAAUGA